CGCGUACGUGCGUGCGUCCGUACGUGCAUGUAAUACAGCAUGCUCGUUCACACUGUAUGGACAAAUUUAAGAUGUGGUUAUUUUCAUGUAUUUAAAAGGGAACGCCUCGUUAUCUAUGUAAAAAUCAGUGACAUUCUACACCUCACGUUUGGUCGAGUUAAUUAUUAUACCGUUAUAUUAUGACAGAGUUUUUCACUAAACUGUAUGUAGUAAAUAACUAAAUGAAAAUAGCCAUCGAGGACCAAGCGUCUUGACCCUCGCCAUAAGGGUUGGACUUGUAGUUGUUUAAAUAUUCUGUACGUUAAUUUAAACCAGUGAAGCCAGCCUGACUUUCGAUUUUAAAAAGAAGGGUGACACCUUUUCUUUGGUUUCCUUUGGCAAAGAUAACGAGUAUAGCCCAACGAUGUUAUUGGUUUAUUCUAAAUGGUUAAAUAAUACAAAUAAUACGCGAGGAAACAAUUUUAAUUUUUGUACUUUAUUUUCCAAAUGAUUUCUAUGUAUGUGCUGGUAGAACCGAUUACCGACUGCUGGGAUGUGAAGACACGCCAGAACCAGAGCAGUGACGGCACGUACAAGAUCGACUCACCAGCCGGGGGUCAGAUGAACGUCAGGUGUGACAUGACCACGGACAAUGGCGGCUGGCUCACCUUCGUCAGGCGGGUCCGGGGUGGUGUCGACUUCAACAGGUCGUGGGAAGACUACAAGAACGGAUUUGGCGACCUCGCAGGAGAUUUCUGGUUGGGAAAUGAGUUUGUACACAUGUUCACGGCAGCAAAGAAUGUCGAGAUGCGGGUCGACUUGAGUGAUUGGAAGGGUAACCACGCCUACGAGUUGUACGACAGCUUACUCGUGGACGACGAGACCAACAACUACACCAUCCAUGUCGGAAACUACACGGGGGACGUUAGAGACUCGUUUCGGAAUGCAUACGUCAGUCUUUACCACUGGGUUCGACUGGGUUCCCAUAACAUGUUCUUGGUCUUUGUCGACCAGCGUCGCAAGACGUUUUGGCGUGCAUCGAAACACGAUACAGAAUUUGUGGCGACGUUACCAACAGCAGGACAACACCAGAGACAGGCCACGUUCAGGUCGCCCGCGUGUGACGUCACAAGCACAGGACAACCAUAUUCGGGUAACACAUCUUCUGAAUCGAUUUCGGGCGGCAACUUUGACAGCCAGAACCAUCCCUGGGUUGAGAGUAAUCAGUGCCAGGACAGUUCGCAACCGUUUAAUCAGGCCGCGACGCCCAGCAAUACGUCCUAUUCUGCUACGGCGUCACCGAAAUGCGCGUCUAGCAUGGAGUAG
Molecule: messenger RNA, 1305 nt
Organism: Gigantopelta aegis
Lineage: Eukaryota; Metazoa; Mollusca; Gastropoda; Neomphalida; Peltospiridae
Product: fibrinogen alpha chain-like
Exons: 5
Coding region: 487-1305 (272 amino acids)
Source: RefSeq, a predicted model, not a curated record